Lactuca sativa (garden lettuce) is the source of this 1566-nucleotide messenger RNA. RefSeq lists its product as uncharacterized. Gene Ontology annotation, biological process: DNA repair; telomere maintenance. NCBI's taxonomy places the organism in Eukaryota, Viridiplantae, Streptophyta, Magnoliopsida, Asterales, Asteraceae. The record is from RefSeq and is a predicted model, not a curated record. Gene Ontology annotation, molecular function: DNA helicase activity.
AUGCCUUACCCAGAUGCUGAUUUGGUUUCAUCUUCAAACAAUCGUUUGAUAGUCGAGGAGCUAGAUUAUGACAUAUCAAAUUUGAAGAAUGAGUUUGAUCGGCUCUUUGUUUCAUUAACCGACGAGCAACGCAACAUUUUUCUUGAUAUAAUGGCUAAGGUUAAAAAUAAUAAGGGAGGUGUAUUCUUUAUUUAUGGUUAUGGUGGAACUGGUAAGACAUUUCUCUGGAAGACAAUUUCUGUAGCAAUUAGAUCCCAAGGAGAGAUUGUUUUAAACGUUGCUUCAAGUGGGAUUGCUUCAUUAUUAUUGAUUGGAGGUAGGACAGCACACUCUCGGUUUAAUAUUCCCAUAAAUCUUACCGAGGAUUCUUUUUGUAAAAUAAAUCCAAAGAGUGAUCUUGCGAGUUUAGUAAGAAAAGCCUCAUUGAUCAUUUGGGAUGAAGCACCAAUGGUACACAAGCAUGCAUUUGAAGCUUUAGAUCGAACUUUGAAGGAUAUAUUAAGACUUGUCGAUCCUAAAAACUCAAAUAUUCCAUUCGGAGGGAAAGUGGUUGUUUUUGGAGGUGAUUUUAGACAAAUUCUACCUGUUGUUCCGGGUGGCAGUAGACAAAAUAUUGUUAACGCUUCUUUAAGUUCUUCGUAUUUAUGGCAACAGUGCAAAGUCCAUAAAUUAACAAAAAACAUGAGGUUAACUGUUGGCGGCGAUUCAUCUGCUGUUCAUCGAAUAACGGGUUUUUCAAAUUGGCUUUUGGACAUAGGAGAAGGUAAUCUUGGUAGUCCGAAUGAUGGUGAAGCAAUUGUUGAUAUUCCAGAAGACAUUCUCAUUAAUGAUCCAUGUGAUCCUAUUGGUUCAUUAAUCAAAUUUGUAUAUCCUUCCAUUCUUGAAAACUUCAACAUUGCGGGUUAUUUUCAAGAAAGAGCAAUACUUGCUCCCAAGAAUGAAGUUGUCCAAGAAAUAAAUGAUCGGUUGCUAAAAUUGAUUCCAGGAGAGACAAAAGAAUAUUUAAGUUCAGAUAGCCUCUGCCAAUCUGAGUUUGUCCAUGAUCAGUUUGAUGGAAAUUUAUACUCACCUGAUGUUUUAAAUGGUCUUAAAAUCUCAGGUAUGCCAAACCAUAAUCUCAUUUUAAAAGUCGGUGUUCCAGUUAUGUUAUUGAGAAACAUUGAUCAGAAAAAUGGCUUAUGCAAUGGCACUAGACUACAAGUUGUAUCAUUGGGAAAACGAGUAAUCGAGGCAGUUAUCAUAUCUGGAAGUAAUAUUGGAAACCGGAAUUUCAUUCCAAGAAUGUCUUUAACUCCUACUGAAAACAAAAUCCCAUUCAAAUUCCAAAGAAGACAAUUUCCAUUGGCUGUAUGUUUUGCAAUGACAAUUAACAAGAGCCAAGGCCAGUCUUUAUCGAAGGUUGGAUUGUUUCUCAAGGAUCCUGUUUUUACACAUGAUCAAUUGUAUGUUGCUUUAUCUAGAGUUCAAAGUAGAGAGGGAUUAAAAUUGUUAAUUUUAGAUAACCAUGGUAGACUAUCAAAUAAAACAUCCAAUGUCGUGUAUAAAGAAGUUUUUAGAAAUUUAUAA